AUGGAUAAAUUUUUGAUUAAGAAACCACGUUCUAGUAGCGAUCUAUCUGUUAGUUCACAUGUAGCUCCAGAAGCUCAAAGAGAGACAAUUACAUCUUCUUCUUCAAAUGUUGAUUGUAUUCUUGGGGUUGGAUCUCUCAAACGGGAUCCCGGAGAAAGAAAACCCAUCUUUGAAUAUGAUUCUAAUAUUCGAGAUGUUGUGAGGAGACAUUAUAUUUUGAUGGGGCCUUAUCAACCAAAACUUCGUGUAUAUCCUAAAACAACAUUUGGGACUAGUAAUCGGCAAUUUAAUCCUGAGUGGUUUAAUGCUCCAAAUUCUGCUUGGUUGGAAUAUAGCAUAGAUGAUGAUGCUAUAUUUUGUUUGUGUUGUUAUCUCUUCAAGAAUGAAUUUGAAAGUCGUGGUAAUGCGGGAAAAUCAUUUACACAAGAUGGUUUUAAGAAUUGGAACCAUGGUCCGGAAAGGAUUCGAUUGCAUGUUGGUGAGGUGAAUAGUAUUCAUAACAAAUGUUUGAAUAGGAUGCUUGAUUUUGCGAAUCAACGUCAAUCAAUUCAAUCUUCUCUUCACAAGCAAAGUGAAAAAACAAAAAGUGAUUAUCGAAUUCGUUUAAAUGCCUCAAUCAAUGUGGUAAGGUUUCUCCUAAGAAAUGGAUUGCCAUUUCGUGGUCAUGAUGAGAGUGAAGAUUCCGAUUACAAAGGUCUUUUUCUUGAACUUUUGAAAUUUCAUGGGGUUAAUCGUCCGGAUGUGGAAAAGGUGAUAUUACAACAUGCUCCAAAAAAUGAUAUGAUGAUUUGUUCAACAAUUCAAAAAGAGAUUGUGGAUGCUUGUACUAAAGAAACAAUUAAAGCUAUCAUCAAAGACUUGGAUGGUGAUUAUUUUGGAAUACUAGUUGAUGAGUCAAAGGACAUUUCACAUAAAGAGCAAAUGGCACUAGUUUUACGAUAUGUUAACAAAAACGGAGAGUUGAUAGAAAGCUUUUUGGGUAUUGUUCAUGUGGGUGAUACAUCCGCAAAAUCAUUGCAAAAAGUAAUUUACUCUUUACUUUUGGAUCACUCGUUAUGCCUAUCAAGACUCCGUGGACAAGGUUAUGAUGGAGCUAGUAAUAUGCAAGGAGAAAAAAAUGGCUUAAAGUCUUUGAUUUUGCAAGAUGCUCCGUCUGCAUAUCAUAUUCAUUGUUUUGCUCACCAAUUGCAAUUGACACUUGUGGCUCUUUCUAAAAAACAUCCGGAUGUGAAAAAUUUCUUUUAUGUUGUCACUAAUGUUUUGAAUACUAUUGGGACAUCUUUUAAACGCAGGGACUUACUUCGACAACACCAAGUUGAGAAGUUGGAAGAAUUGCUUAAAUUCGGAGAAAUUCUUACCGGACAAGGAUUAAAUCAAGAACGUGGCCUCCAACGACCGGGUGAUACUCGUUGGGGAUCCCAUUUCAAAACCUUGGAAAAUUUCAUGAUUAUAUUUUCUUCAAUUGCUAAUGUGCUUAAAGAUAUGAAAGAAAAUUCUCCACAUGAUCUUGAUAAACUUGCGGCAGGUAACCUUUUAGAUAAAAUUCAAGAAUUUGAAUUUAUCUUUGUGUUGCAUUUGAUGUUCAAGAUGUUGCUUCUUACAAAUAAAUUGAACAAAGCUUUACAAAAUAAAGAUCAAGAUAUUGUCAAUGCUAUGGGAUUGCUUAAUCCUUCAAAGAGAAGAUUACAAACAAUGAGAGAGAGUGGUUUGGAGUCUUUGAUGGAUGAGGUUUCUUCAUUUUGUGGUAAACAUGAUAUUUUGGUUCCCGAAAUGACUGAAGACUAUCCAAGAUCGAAGCGUAAGAAGUCCGAAAUUUCAUAUUUACAUCACUUUCGUAUGGAAGUGUUUUAUGCAGUUAUUGAUUUGCAACUUCAGGAGCUCAAUAAUCGUUUUGAUGUUGUGACUAGUGACUUACUCCUUGGCAUGGCUAGUUUGAAUCCGGUUGAUUCAUUUGCUAAUUUUAGUAAGAGCAGAAUAAUGAAGUUGGCCGAAUAUUAUAAAAGUGAGUUUGGUGAUAAUGAACUUCGAGAUCUCAGUUAUCAACUUGAUAGUUUCAUUGUCUAUGCUCGAGAGUGUGAUAGCAAGUUUCUCAACUUGAAGGGGAUUAAAGAUCUUGCUACGAUGAUGGCACAAACAAAAUUGGAUCAAACUUGGUCUCUUGUUUAUUUGCUUGUAAAGUUGGCUUUGAUUUUGCCUGUUGCUACGGCAAGUGUGGAAAGAGCAUUCUCCUCAAUGAAGCUCAUCAAAAAUGAUCUACGUAAUAGCAUUGGUGAAGAAUUUUUGAAUGGAUGUUUAGUUUGUAAGAUAGAGCGGAAGAUAUUUGAAAAUGUAAGUAAUGAUGCUAUUAUAGAUCGUUUUCAAAAUAUGAAGUCUCGUCGAGUACAAUUGUAA
This is a messenger RNA of Solanum stenotomum, 2391 nucleotides long. RefSeq lists its product as uncharacterized. Lineage: Eukaryota; Viridiplantae; Streptophyta; Magnoliopsida; Solanales; Solanaceae. The record is from RefSeq and is a predicted model, not a curated record. The transcript has a single exon. The coding region runs from base 1 to 2391 and encodes 796 amino acids.